AAAUACAUUCAAAAAAAAUAAAUGUAAAGUUGUGUAUUUUUAAAAAUCAAAUAGUCACUAAGCUACAUAAAUAUGUAAAAUGUCUUAUUUUAACAAAUCCUGAAAAUGUUGAUGAAUUCAUUAAAAUAGUAUACUCCGUUUUGGAGUAUUGAGGUGGCUGGAUGAAAGGAGCUUUGAAAAUAUCUACAUAUAAAAAAGUCGUCUCGUCUUCGGCUCUAUUUGGUACAAAUAAAAAAGAUGAACCCUUCGUCUCUAUUUGGAACAAGUUUGGUGCCUGAUGUUUUCGUUGCUGGAGAUGAAAAUGGUGAAAUUUAGAGUGGCACUAAGGUCGCAAUUUGAAAAAGUAUUCAAUAACGUUUCCAAAAAGCAAAACAAAUUGUUAGGAGGUAAUUUCCAUCGAUGACAAAAAUUGGCAUGUAUGUUUUCUGUGUGUGUUCAAGCCAGAUGCAAUUCGAUGGGGUGAACCUCACAUGGCCGCUGUUGAAUUAAAAACUUCAACUCCCAGGAUGCAGGGCGUCUUGGUCACUCUUGUUGGCCGCGAGGUGGUGACAUUGGUCCUUCCUAAACUCGCAAAGUUCCUGAUAUGCCAUUGGCUGGCCUUUUCCGCCACCUUGGAGACAUCUCUGACUGCCUGCCGAUGGGCCUUCCCUCGGACUCCCAUCUCUCUGAGUAGCCUGGAUGUUGAGGAGGCUAUAAACCCUCUGCAGCCUACUUCCACCUGGGAUACCUCUGCUCUCCAGCCCUGCUGUUGCACUGCGGCCGCAAGUCCUACAUACCUCAGCCGCUUUCGCUCAUACGCUUCCUCGAACUGCCCCCUCUCAGUGAGCUCGAUGAUGCAGACGAGCUUGAGAGGGGCAGACCAAAGCACUAGAUCUGGUUGUAAGCUGGUACAUAAUUGCAAUCUCAGAUGGAAUGCAGAGCUUCUUGUCCAGGUCUGCCAGCACCUUCCAGUCUCGUGCACCACCUAGCUGUCCAAUGUCUGCUGGCUUGUUGGUGUGGCCAGUUUGACUCUCCCACUCCCGAACAAACAGCCUUGGUUGCCAGUUGGCUGACAAGGAUGGAAGGGCGUUUACCCCCAUCCGAUGGUUCUCCAGAACACCAGCGAGACACUUCAGCACUUGGUUGUGCCGCCAGGUAUAACGGCCUUGACUAAGGCUGGUCUUGCAACCAACCAGGAUGUGCUUCAGUGUUGCAGGACUUGGGUAUAACAGGCACUUGGGAUCUUUGGCAUAGCACCGGUUUAGGAUCAUGGGAGAAGGCAAGACAUCAUAUACAGCUCUGAUGAGUUGCUUGGGGGAGGUACUAGAACACAUAAAUGAGGCGUACUGUACAACUGAAAGACUUAGACAGAGCCCUGUCUGAGCGCCAGGUUCUGGAUGGACACCGAGUACCUAUCCGAGCUCUGCUUUCCACAGCUGGGCAACCUCUCCUGCAAGAAGCCAUCGUCUGGUUCAUCCGAAGGUGUUCUUUUCAAUGUUCUGCCGCCCAUCGUCUACGUCCUCACUGUGCUGCUCAACCUGGUCGUCAUCAUCUCAAUCUCCCACUUCAGACAGCUCCACACUCCCACCAACUUCCUCCUCCUCUCUCUUGCCGUCGCAGACUUGUUGGUGGGACUCCUGUUGAUACAAGGAUGCUUCUUUGGUAUAUCAAGCUGCUGGGUUCUCGGGGACAUUCUGUGUAUCCUGUAUAGUAUAAUGACGUUCAUAGUGACGGCUGCUUCAAUAGGCAACAUGGUUCUGAUAUCAGCUGACCGCUAUGUGGCAAUUUGUGACCCUCUGCAUUAUCACAUCAAAGUCACUGUGAAAAGAAUUCGAAUCGCUGUUUGUCUUUGUUGGUUGUUAUCUCUUUUCUACUGUUGCAUGAUUUUCCGUGACCAGCUGGUGCAACCAGGGAAGUACAACUCUUGCUAUGGAGAGUGCGUUGUCCCUAUUCAGUACGAUGUAGGACUUUUUGACCUGAUUGUGACUUUCAUUCUUCCACUGAGCAUCAUCAUUACUCUGUACACGAGAGUGUUUGUGGUUGCUGUGUCUCAGGCCCGAGCUGAGCGCUCUCGCGUUAAAUGUGUCAAAGUGCAACAUUCUGUUCGUUUAAGAGCAAAGAAAUCCGAAUUGAAGGCAGCCAGGGCGCUCGGUAUCCUCAUUCUUUUCUUCCUCGUGUGUUUCUGUCCAUACUACAUUGCCUCUAUAGUUACUGACAGCAAAUUUAUGACUCCACUUAACGUUUCUGUUCUUUACUUAUAUUCUUUCAACUCAUGUGUGAACCCCCUGAUAUACGCCCUGUUCUACCCGUGGUUCAGAAGAGCCGUUCGACAAAUUGUCAAUCUGCAGAUUUUGCAGCCUGGCUCCUGUGAGGCCAGCGUGCUGUAGACUCACGCUCAAAUCUGCUUCUUUUUCCCGAGUGUGUUUGCGUAUGAGCGACACAAACCUCAUUGUGAAUGUUAGGAGAACUGUUAGUGUCUAUUUUGUCAUUGUGUUACAUCGCUACUGCUUUAUUGUUACUUACAUAAGCUUUCGGAGCGUUAUUGACUGCCCGUCUUACAAUAUGACAAUAGUCAGUGUCUUUUGGUUUGGCUUGUCAAUAUGUCAAUAAACUGUGGACUCAUAUGCACAUAA
This is a messenger RNA of Syngnathoides biaculeatus (alligator pipefish), 2612 nucleotides long. RefSeq names its product trace amine-associated receptor 13c-like. The record is from RefSeq and is a predicted model, not a curated record. NCBI's taxonomy places the organism in Eukaryota, Metazoa, Chordata, Actinopteri, Syngnathiformes, Syngnathidae. The transcript has 4 exons. Gene Ontology annotation, biological process: G protein-coupled receptor signaling pathway. Gene Ontology annotation, molecular function: trace-amine receptor activity. Bases 1377 to 2366 code for a protein of 329 amino acids. Gene Ontology annotation, cellular component: membrane.